AUGGGAAAUAAAAUACAUGAAGUUCAAACAAUAAAAGGUGAUACAAACCAACUAUGUUUUGUGAAAAUGUUAAUAAAUAAUUUAUUGGCUGGAUCCAUCAUUGGGAAAAAUGGAGAAAUAAUAUCAGGGAUAGAAAAUAAAACUGGUUGUAGUUUAAAACUAUCACCAAAUAAUUCAUUUUUUCCAAAUACGCAAAAAAGAGUUUUAGUUAUAUGUGGAAAACAAGAACAAAUAAAUAAUGUAAUUAUAAUAAUUUUAGAUAAAAUAAGACAAAUAUCAUUACCAAAUAAUAAAAGUGAAAAUAAAAUACAAACCUAUACAUGUAGAAUUGUAGUUCCAAAAUCAGCAGUAAGUGCUAUAAUUGGAAAGGGUGGAUAUCAAAUUAAACAACUACAAAAUAUUACAGGAACUAAAAUUCAAAUAUCAAAUCGUGAAUAUGGAUUAUAUGAAAGAAUUAUAACUAUAGUUGGACCAUUUGAAUCGAUUAAAGAUACAGCAACAAAAGUGAUAGCUUCAAUUCAAACUGAUCCUAAUUUAAAAGAUUUAUUAAAUGUUAAUUACAAUAAAGAAUUAAACAUUGAAACGAUUACAAAAAGUAAUAAUAGAAAUGAUAUUCGAAAUAUGUCUCAUAAUUUUAUUAAUCAUGUACAUAUGGGUAGGUAUAUAAUACCACAGCAAUAUGGUGUAUUUCGGCAUGAACAAUAUGUAGAUGCAAAUAUGAUGAAUUAUUUAAUGAGAAAUAAUCGUGAUUUAUUUAAUUUACCAUGUGAAAUAUUUAUAGAAAUUCCAGAUGAAUUUAUCGGAUCCGUUAUUGGUAAAAACGGUGCUCGACUUACAAAUAUUAUGAACAGUACAGGUGCACAAAUAAAAAUAAGUAGAAAAGGAGAACUAGUACCUGGAACUUUUGAUCGAAAAACCCAAAUAAUAGGAACUGUUGCAGCAGUACACGCUGCUCAUGUUUUAGUUUUACAAAGGUUGGAAUUUGCUUAUAUGCAAAUAAAAUUUGAUAUAUAA
This is a messenger RNA of Plasmodium berghei ANKA, 1014 nucleotides long. Its product is annotated as RNA-binding protein Nova-1, putative. Gene Ontology annotation, biological process: regulation of gene expression. The coding region runs from base 1 to 1014 and encodes 337 amino acids. NCBI's taxonomy places the organism in Eukaryota, Apicomplexa, Aconoidasida, Haemosporida, Plasmodiidae. Gene Ontology annotation, cellular component: nucleus; cytoplasm. The record is from RefSeq and is a predicted model, not a curated record. The transcript has a single exon. Gene Ontology annotation, molecular function: mRNA binding.